Messenger RNA from Mycena citricolor, 3220 nucleotides. The record is from the annotation of a GenBank genome assembly. NCBI's taxonomy places the organism in Eukaryota, Fungi, Basidiomycota, Agaricomycetes, Agaricales, Mycenaceae.
UCCAUGAGAAGAGGUAUCCAGUCAGGAUCCAACUUGUUUCUCGGAUACUCCACAUCUUGUACGGCGGAAUGAAAAUAAAGGUCGAAACUCAUAAGUAGGAGCUGGCUGCGCACGUGACCAAGCUGAAAUGCAUGACUGGCACGUGCCAAGACUCUCAGUCUCUGCCGUUGUAAGUACCUGUGCCACUUGUGCGAGGCAGCGCAUGUGUUGUUUCAGCGAUCCAGUGCAACCACCCUACUUCUUUGCAUAGCUCACUCGGAAAGCAUUUUGAUACUCUCGGGUGGUACCCUGUCCCGACGCCAUCUUUCAUCAUACAAAUCAUGCCAAUCACGAUCUGUCUCCAUGUCCCCUUGAACAAACAUGCAGGAGACUCCUCCGACGGACAAUGCGACGUUUGAGGUGAUGAUUGCAGAGGCUAUCAAAGCCUAUGAACGCCAGACCGACACGUCGUUAUCCCAACUGCCGUACGCAAACGAGCUGCAAUCCUGCAGGACCGUCGAAGAUCUCAUGGCUGUGCUGGGAAAGCACAAGGACUCCUUUGGGCAGUUCCGAGCGCAGGAGGAGAGGGUCAGAGCCGUCCUCAAGCCUAUCACGUCCCUGACGCAGACGUUGCUCGACCCCGCCGGCGAGGUCGCCAACGCGUUCCUUCCGGGAGGGAAAUCCGUAUUCAUUGUUUUCGCGGUGUUUCUCCAGGCUGCGCGGCGGGUCAGCGGGGCGUACGACUCGCUGGAACUCAUCCUGACCAGGAUCCGAGACUGCUUAGUCCGAUUGGACACGUACCUGCAGCCAGGCUUUCUGCUGGGCCCGGCGCUGCGCGACGUGUUCGUGCGCAUUCUCAUCCAGCUCGUGACUGUGUUUGGGCGUCUUACGUCGCACCUGAACGUCAUGCUGGGGAAGCGACAGCGCUUGCUCUCUGCGCUCAGGCGGACAAAGGACUGGGCGAAGCAGCUGCUUCAGGCGGACGAUGUCAAUGAUGCAUUGGGCCAACUGGAUGAGCUGACGAAACAAGAGGGUCUUGCUUCGUUGGCGGAGAUCAGAGUGGCAACAGAGGGCGCCAAGGUGGCUUCCGGGAAAGCCCAACUUGCCUCUGAGAAUGCGCAAGUGGUGUCUGAGGACGUUCGGGAGAUGAUAGUGGGACAGCAGGUCACCUCUUGGCUAGCCCCCUACGACAACGGCCCUCGCUACCACACACUUCUCAAAUCUAGGCAAUCUGGGACGUGUGAAUGGUUCGUCGGCGGGACCUACCAGCAAUGGCUAGAUUCCAGCAAUGGCUUGUAUUGGCUUCAUGGUAAUCCUGGGGCAGGCAAAAGUGUCUUGCUAUCAUUCCUCGUCGAGCAUCUGAUAACGCAGAAGGAAUGCGUCGCCUAUCACCUCUUUGACUUCCGCGCUCCCGACACAUAUUCUGUACUCAAAAUGCUUUCAUCGUUGGUCUAUCAACUCGGCACUACAUCUGAGACUUGCCACGGUCAACUAGAGAAGGUCUACCAACUCCGCCGCUCGAGCCUUUCCGCAGACCAGGAUUCCCUCCAUGCAUGCCUACUGGAGAUGAUCAGGACCUCACCCCGACGAGUGAUCAUAGCCCUGGAUGCACUUGACGAGUUUCCAAAUCCUGGGCGCAAGGACGCGCUGCUUCCCUUCUUACGGCAGCUGAAGGCGGAUGCGAUGGACAAUCUGAGGCUGGUGGUCACGUCACGUCGGGAGGCUGAUAUACACCAUGCUGUUUCGCCGCUGUCGACGCAUUCGCUGGAUCUGCAUGACGUUCCUGAGAGCCGUGCCGACGACAUCUCGAGCUAUAUCGCAGCGCAGCUGGCAUUGCACUGUGGGCAUUGGUCCGCCGAUACUUGUGUCAGAGUCAAGCAGACUCUGCAAGAAAGAGCUGAUGGAAUGUUUCUUUGGGUGUUGCUCCAAGUACAGCAUCUUCGGGAAUGCGAAGAGAGCGACAUCGAGGAAGAGUUAGCCAAUCUGCCGCAUGAUCUGAAGGACACCUACGAUCGGAUCCUCCUACGUCUCAAGAACGAGGGCUCUUUCCACCGUACUCGCCGCCUUUUGGAAUGCAUAGCAGCUGGCAAAUAUUCAUUCACGACGGAGCAAUUGGAUGAGAUUCUUGCUAUCGACUUUGAGUGGUUUCGCACCGCUGAACUACCCAUCAUCUCUCAACCCAGACGGGACCCAGAACAACUGAUCCGGCGGCGCGGGUCAUCGCUAGUCAAUAUCGUCCAAAAUACACGGAACGGGCUCAUCGAAGUCCAGUUCGUCCAUUUCACUGUGAGAGAUCACCUGCUCAAUGGCAGCGACGUGCUGCGGCUGAACAUGUGCUCCGCUCAUGCAACACUCUUCGCGGCGUGUGUUGCGGCCUUGCUGACCAGAUGCUCGCUUUCGUCCUAUGCCGUGGCGGAUUGGACGCAUCAUUCCUCCCUCGUUGGGCCCAGGGAGCCCGAAAUCAAGCCUCUCCUAGACCACAUCCUCGGUUCAGCGCUUCCGCUAUUUUUGAAACGGAUCGACUGCGGUCCCAUGGCAGAAAUGCUGACGCUCAAGAGAGGCCCUGAGCCACCGAAGACGUUUCCUGCGGACCUCAUCGCGUCCUUUGACAGCCCGCUUCAUUGGGCAACGAUGCUCGGUUUCUCGCAGCAAGCCACAGGGCUGCUCGAUCAAGCCAAACAACCCCAUCCCGAAGAGCGCGACCGAUACAUGCAAGCGAUCAUGCGCGCGGUCGAGUCCUCGCUUCGAGAUCAGAACCCCGCGGCUCGUUACCGACAGUUGCCUUAUGUUCAUUAUCAUCUGCAGGGGAUUCCUGGCGUAUGGUACACACUGUCGUAUCUAGAAUCUGCAUGCAAGGAGCUGCAGCUCGCGGCAGAUUCCAGCGCAAGUGCAGAUAGUACGGCCGUGGCUUGUGCUUGAAGAAAGACUCUAUCCGUUUGAUAUCGAUAUUGAUGAGGGCGAGAAUAGCCGUGAUCCAUCCCAUCCUCGUCCAGAGAUGUGCCCGUCACAUCUUAGCUUUCACCGUCGGGAACUGCUUGGUAUGGGAAGCUUGGAAUCAUAGAAGCACGUGGUCCACAUUCACAAGCAACGUCAGAGCAGAUCGAGUCCUCUGUUGUCUGCACAGGACUCCACAUGACUUCAGUGCUACAUAGUACUUGACGGUCGCACCCAAUUACGAUUCUUUUGCAGGUACUUUUGCUCAAUUGCACCACUGGGGGUGAACGGAAAAAUCUUUAACGAG